Molecule: messenger RNA, 7335 nt
Organism: Sorex araneus (European shrew)
Lineage: Eukaryota; Metazoa; Chordata; Mammalia; Eulipotyphla; Soricidae
Gene: CHD3
Product: chromodomain helicase DNA binding protein 3
Exons: 39
Coding region: 30-6266 (2078 amino acids)
Biological process (GO): chromatin remodeling; negative regulation of transcription by RNA polymerase II
Cellular component (GO): chromatin; NuRD complex; nucleus
Molecular function (GO): DNA binding; histone binding; ATP binding
Source: RefSeq, a predicted model, not a curated record
GGGGGUGGUGGGGGGGCCAGAGCCACAGGAUGGCUUCCCCUCUGAGGGACGAGGAGGAGGAGGAGGAGGAGAUGGUGGUGUCGGAGGAGGAAGAAGAGGAGGAAGAAGAGGGCGACGAGGAGGAGGAGGAGGUGGAGGCGGCCGACGAGGACUACGAGGAGGACGACGAGGGAAUCCUUGGGCGCGGGCCGGGCCACGACAGGGGCCGCGACCGCCACAGCCCCCCGGGCUGCCACCUCUUCCCGCCGCCGCCGCCGCCGCCCCCGCUGCCCCCGCCGCCGCCGCCCCCGCCGCCAGAUAAGGAUGAUAUUCGGCUGCUACCUUCAACAUUGGGUGUGAAGAAGAGAAAACGAGGACCCAGGAAGCAGAAGGAAAACAAGCCAGGAAAACCCCGAAAACGCAAGAAACUUGACAGUGAAGAGGAAUUUGGCUCUGAGCGAGAUGAAUACCGGGAGAAGUCUGAAAGUGGAAGCAGUGAAUAUGGAACUGGACCAGGUCGAAAACGGAGACGGAAGCACCGAGAGAAAAAGGAGAAGAAGACAAAGCGGCGGAAAAAAGGGGAGGGAGAUGUGGGGCAAAAGCAGGUCGAACAGAAGUCAUCAGCAACUCUGCUUCUGACCUGGGGACUGGAGGAUGUGGAACAUGUUUUCUCUGAGGAGGAUUACCACACGCUCACCAACUAUAAAGCCUUUAGCCAGUUCAUGAGGCCCCUAAUUGCUAAGAAGAAUCCUAAGAUCCCAAUGUCUAAGAUGAUGACUAUCCUUGGGGCCAAAUGGAGAGAGUUCAGCGCCAAUAACCCUUUCAAGGGGUCAGCAGCUGCUGUGGCAGCAGCAGCAGCAGCAGCGGCUGCAGCUGUAGCUGAGCAGGUGUCAGCUGCUGUGUCAUCAACCACCCCCAUAGCACCUUCCGGACCCCCUACCCUUCCACCACCCCCAGCUGCUGAUAUCCAGCCCCCACCCAUCCGAAGAGCCAAAACCAAAGAAGGCAAAGGUCCAGGCCAUAAGAGGAGGAGUAAGAACCCCCGAGUUCCUGAUGGCCGCAAGAAGCUUCGGGGAAAGAAAAUGGCACCACUCAAAAUCAAACUAGGGCUGUUGGGUGGCAAGAGGAAGAAGGGAGGCUCGUAUAUCUUGCAGAGUGACGAGGGCCCCGAACCAGAGGCUGAGGAAUCAGACCUGGACAGUGGCAGUGUCCACAGUGCCUCAGGCCGGCCUGAUGGCCCUGUCCGCACCAAGAAACUAAAAAGAGGCCGGCCAGGAAGGAAGAAAAAAAAGGUUCUGGCCUGUCCUGCAGUGGCCGGGGAGGAGGAGGUUGAUGGCUACGAGACGGAUCAUCAGGACUAUUGUGAGGUGUGCCAGCAGGGUGGGGAAAUUAUUCUGUGUGAUACCUGCCCUCGUGCCUACCAUCUCGUCUGCCUUGAUCCUGAGCUUGACCGGGCUCCUGAAGGCAAAUGGAGCUGCCCCCACUGUGAGAAAGAGGGGGUACAAUGGGAGGCUAAGGAGGAAGAAGAAGAAUAUGAAGAGGAGGGAGAAGAAGAAGGGGAGAAGGAGGAAGAGGAUGACCAUAUGGAGUACUGCCGUGUGUGCAAGGAUGGUGGGGAGCUUCUGUGCUGUGAUGCUUGCAUCUCUUCCUACCACAUACAUUGUCUGAACCCACCCCUGCCUGACAUCCCCAACGGUGAAUGGCUUUGUCCCCGAUGCACAUGCCCUGUGCUGAAAGGUCGUGUGCAGAAGAUCCUACAUUGGCGGUGGGGUGAACCACCCGUAGCCGUGCCUGCUAACCAACAAGCGGAUGGAAAUCCAGAUGCCCCGACACCCCGUCCUCUUCAAGGCAGAUCAGAGAGAGAAUUCUUUGUCAAGUGGGUAGGAUUAUCCUACUGGCACUGCUCCUGGGCCAAGGAACUUCAGCUGGAAAUCUUCCAUUUGGUAAUGUAUCGGAACUACCAACGGAAGAACGACAUGGAUGAACCUCCACCCCUGGACUAUGGAUCUGGUGAGGAUGAUGGGAAGAGCGACAAGCGCAAGGUGAAAGAUCCUCACUAUGCAGAGAUGGAGGAGAAGUACUAUCGUUUUGGCAUCAAGCCAGAAUGGAUGACUGUCCACCGUAUCAUCAACCACAGUGUGGAUAAAAAGGGGAAUUACCACUAUCUAGUGAAAUGGAGGGACUUGCCGUAUGAUCAGUCCACCUGGGAAGAAGAUGAGAUGAACAUCCCUGAAUAUGAAGACCAUAAACAGAGCUACUGGAGACACCGAGAAUUAAUUAUGGGGGAGGACCCUGCCCAACCCCGUAAGUAUAAGAAGAAGAAGAAGGAACUUCAGUGUGAUGGGCCUCCAACUUCUCCUACUAAUGAUCCAACAGUGAAAUACGAGACUCAGCCUCGCUUUAUCACAGCCACUGGAGGCACACUGCACAUGUACCAGCUGGAAGGGCUGAACUGGCUACGCUUCUCAUGGGCUCAGGGCACAGACACCAUUCUGGCUGAUGAGAUGGGGCUGGGCAAGACCAUACAAACCAUCGUCUUCCUCUACUCACUCUAUAAGGAGGGCCACACAAAGGGUCCUUUCCUGGUGAGUGCGCCACUCUCUACCAUCAUUAAUUGGGAACGGGAGUUCCAGAUGUGGGCACCCAAGUUCUAUGUGGUAACAUACACCGGUGACAAGGACAGUCGGGCCAUCAUUCGUGAGAAUGAGUUUUCAUUUGAGGACAAUGCCAUCAAAGGUGGCAAGAAAGCUUUUAAGAUGAAGAGGGAGGCACAGGUGAAAUUCCAUGUUCUCCUGACAUCGUAUGAACUGAUCACCAUCGAUCAGGCUGCACUUGGCUCCAUCCGCUGGGCCUGCCUCGUGGUGGAUGAGGCCCAUCGGCUCAAGAACAACCAGUCCAAGUUUUUCAGGGUUCUCAAUGGCUACAAGAUAGAUCAUAAAUUGCUGCUGACAGGAACUCCAUUACAGAAUAAUCUGGAGGAGCUCUUCCACUUACUGAACUUCCUCACCCCAGAGAGAUUUAACAACCUGGAGGGCUUCCUGGAGGAGUUUGCUGAUAUAUCCAAAGAGGACCAGAUUAAGAAACUGCAUGAUUUGCUGGGGCCACAUAUGCUACGGAGGCUUAAGGCUGAUGUCUUUAAGAAUAUGCCAGCCAAGACAGAGCUCAUAGUUCGAGUGGAGCUGAGCCCCAUGCAGAAGAAAUACUACAAAUAUAUCCUGACUCGAAAUUUUGAAGCCUUGAAUUCACGAGGCGGCGGGAACCAAGUGUCACUGCUUAACAUCAUGAUGGAUCUUAAGAAGUGCUGCAACCACCCAUACCUCUUUCCUGUGGCUGCUAUGGAGUCCCCAAAACUCCCCAGUGGGGCUUAUGAGGGUGGAGCACUUAUUAAGGCAUCUGGGAAACUUAUGCUGCUGCAGAAAAUGUUGCGGAAGCUGAAGGAGCAAGGACACAGAGUGCUCAUCUUCUCACAGAUGACCAAAAUGUUAGACUUGCUGGAAGACUUUUUAGACUACGAAGGCUACAAAUAUGAACGGAUUGAUGGUGGCAUCACUGGUGCCCUGAGGCAAGAAGCCAUUGAUAGGUUCAAUGCUCCUGGAGCCCAACAAUUCUGCUUCCUCCUAUCCACCCGAGCUGGGGGCCUGGGCAUCAACCUGGCCACUGCCGACACUGUCAUCAUUUUCGAUUCUGACUGGAACCCCCAUAAUGACAUCCAGGCCUUCAGCCGUGCUCAUCGGAUUGGUCAGGCCAACAAGGUGAUGAUUUACCGGUUUGUGACUCGUGCAUCAGUAGAAGAGCGAAUCACCCAGGUGGCCAAGAGAAAAAUGAUGCUAACACAUUUGGUGGUGCGGCCUGGGCUGGGCUCCAAGGCAGGCUCCAUGUCCAAGCAGGAGCUGGAUGACAUUCUCAAAUUUGGCACUGAGGAAUUGUUUAAGGAUGAAAAUGAGGGAGAUAAUAAGGAGGAGGAUAGCAGUGUGAUUCACUAUGACAAUGAGGCCAUCGCUCGGCUAUUGGACCGAAACCAGGAUGCAACUGAGGACACUGACGUUCAGAAUAUGAAUGAGUAUCUCAGCUCUUUCAAGGUGGCACAGUAUGUGGUGCGGGAAGAAGAUAAGAUUGAGGAAAUUGAACGAGAGAUCAUCAAGCAGGAGGAGAAUGUGGAUCCUGACUACUGGGAGAAAUUGCUUAGGCAUCAUUAUGAACAACAGCAGGAAGACCUAGCCCGGAAUCUCGGCAAAGGCAAGAGGGUUCGAAAGCAGGUUAACUAUAAUGAUGCUGCUCAGGAAGACCAAGAUAACCAGUCAGAAUACUCAGUGGGCUCCGAGGAGGAGGAUGAAGACUUCGAUGAACGUCCAGAAGGGCGUCGCCAGUCAAAGAGGCAGCUCCGGAAUGAAAAGGAUAAGCCCCUGCCUCCACUGCUGGCUCGAGUUGGGGGCAACAUUGAGGUAUUGGGAUUUAAUACGCGUCAGCGGAAGGCGUUCCUCAAUGCUGUGAUGCGCUGGGGUAUGCCACCACAGGAUGCCUUCACCACUCAGUGGCUGGUGCGGGACUUGAGGGGCAAGACCGAAAAAGAAUUCAAGGCCUAUGUGUCUUUGUUCAUGCGCCAUCUCUGUGAGCCUGGGGCAGAUGGCUCUGAAACCUUUGCAGAUGGGGUUCCUCGUGAGGGACUGAGUCGUCAGCAAGUGUUGACCCGGAUUGGAGUCAUGUCUCUUGUCAAGAAGAAGGUACAGGAGUUUGAGCACAUCAAUGGGCGCUGGUCCAUGCCUGAGUUGAUGCCUGAUCCCAGUGCAGACUCUAAGCGCUCCUCCAGAGCCUCCUCUCCUACCAAAACAUCUCCCACCACACCAGAGGCUUCUGCUGCAAAUAGUCCUUGUACCUCUAAACCUGCAACUCCGGCUCCAAGUGAGAAAGGAGAUGGCAUAAGGACACCUCUUGAGAAGGACGAAGUGGAAAACCAGGAGGAAAAUUCAGAGAAAAAUAGCAAAACUGGGGAAAAGAUGGAGACAGAGACUGAUGCCCCUAGCCCAACCCCAUCCCUUGGGGAGCGGCUGGAACCAAGGAAGACACCGCAAGAAGAUGAGGUUCCAGGGUUGCCUGGAGACAUAGAGCCUGAACUUGGGUACCAGGGGGACAGAGACAAGUCAGAAGAUAUCAAAGGGGACAGGGAGCUUCGACCUGGGCCUCCUCGUGACGAGCCACGGUCCAAUGGGAGACGGGAAGAGAAGUCAGAAAAGCCGCGGUUCAUGUUCAAUAUUGCAGAUGGUGGUUUCACAGAGCUUCAUACACUGUGGCAGAACGAAGAACGGGCAGCUAUUUCCUCGGGGAAACUUAAUGAAAUCUGGCAUCGACGACAUGAUUAUUGGCUUUUGGCUGGGAUUGUCCUCCAUGGCUAUGCACGGUGGCAAGACAUCCAGAAUGAUGCUCAGUUUGCCAUUAUCAAUGAACCAUUUAAAACUGAAGCCAAUAAAGGGAACUUUCUGGAGAUGAAAAAUAAGUUUCUGGCCCGGAGAUUCAAGCUCCUGGAGCAGGCGCUGGUGAUUGAGGAGCAGCUGCGGCGGGCGGCCUACCUGAACCUAUCACAGGAGCCGGCACACCCCGCCAUGGCCCUCCAUGCCCGCUUCGCCGAGGCCGAGUGCCUGGCCGAGAGCCACCAGCACCUCUCCAAGGAGUCGCUGGCGGGGAACAAGCCGGCCAACGCUGUCCUGCACAAGGGUAAGGGCCGCGGCGGCCCCGCGCGGGGGAGGGCCCACAACGCUGCUUCUGAACCAGCUGGAGGAGUUGCUGAGCGACAUGAAGGCAGACGUGACCCGCCUGCCAGCCACGCUGUCCCGAAUACCCCCCAUCGCAGCCCGCCUUCAGAUGUCCGAGCGCAGCAUUCUCAGCCGGCUGGCCAGCAAGGGCACGGAGCCUCACCCCACACCGGCCUUCCCCCCGGGUCCCUACGCCACACCUCCGGGGUACGGGGCAGUCUUCAGUGCCGCAUCCGUAGGGGCCCUGGCCGCCGCAGGCGCCAAUUACAGCCAGAUGCCUGCAGGGUCCUUCAUAACAGCCGCCACCAACGGCCCUCCAGUGCUGGUGAAGAAGGAGAAGGAAAUGGUGGGGGCAUUGGUGUCAGACGGGCUGGAUCGGAAGGAGCCCCGAACCGGGGAGGUGAUCUGUAUAGACGACUGACUGGAUCCCAUGCCUGCUCUUCAGCCAGGCCGCGUCCCCGAGGCCGACCCCCAGCUCAGGCUCUGACGCCUGCUGCCAAUCCUCCACCUUCCCCACCCCUUGGGCCACCACUGGGCUAGUAGCCCCUGUACCCCUCUACAACUCUUCUCUUCAAGAAGGGCCUGUUGUCUUUGUUCACUCCCCUGUACCUUUCCCACCAUGCUUUGAAGGCAGUGUCGGUGAGAAGAGGUCUGAAUAGGGAGGUGGUUAUAGCAGGGCCUUCCAAGUCCCUUUGUCCCCUGCCGCCAAACGUACACAGCUUCCUAAUAAACGGUUGUGGGGAGGAAUGAGGUGAAGCCUCCCCAGUCUUUAUUCCUGCAAUGUAAGCUUCAUCUCCUGCAGAAGUGGGGUAUUAGCCUUGCUUGGCCUUCAGAAACUUUGGUGGGGAAAAAGAACUCCGAAGAGAGAAGGGGGACUUUAGAGAGGAAUGAAGUGAGUCCUGGGAGGGGGAGGAAGGGAAGAGGAGGGGUGGCUGCAUGUUUCUUCCCCUACCUCUCCCCAAAUAGAGUGGAGCAGCUACAAGGGAGGGAGUCAAUUGCUGUUCUGCCUAAGAAUAAAGGCGCCAUUCACUGGCUGUUACCUCCUUCGUACUGGCAUCUUGUGUUGGGAAUUUCCCCCUCCCUGGGGAACAAGGAUAACCCCCCCAACCCCCAAGGAUAUUGAGUGAUAUUCCCUCAAGCCAAAGAGGAGCCCUCCCAAUCUGUCCUAGGGACUGAAAUAACCUAGAAAGAGUGGGAGGCAACAACAGGCCAAUUGUGGACUCCCCUAGUUCUGGAGCUCAGGUUCUUGGAAGACUUCUACCUUCCAUCCUGAAGGCCAGGAUAAGGACUGAAUAUGAGUGGUUCAGGCGGGGGGUGGGGGGGUGGGGGGACGGGGGGCCUAUUGGCGGGGGGAGGGGGGAGACUACCUUGUCUUUGGGACCAGAGCAAAACAGUGGAGGGCAGAUUGGAGAGAGACGGGCACACGGUCCUCUCCAGGAGGGGCCAGGAGAGUGGCAGUUUGCAUGGCGAACCCCCCACUUCCUCUUCACUGCCCCUUCACUUUCUUGCUGCCCCCUUCCUGGUCUCUUUACACCCAUUCCUGGUCUGUCCCAAUCCCCUCUUCUGUAUCAGGUUUAUUGGUUGUACAUAUAAAUUAUACUUUCCUUUC